Molecule: messenger RNA, 2880 nt
Organism: Cololabis saira (Pacific saury)
Lineage: Eukaryota; Metazoa; Chordata; Actinopteri; Beloniformes; Belonidae
Gene: gfap
Product: glial fibrillary acidic protein
Exons: 9
Coding region: 1-1350 (449 amino acids)
Biological process (GO): intermediate filament organization; regulation of chaperone-mediated autophagy
Cellular component (GO): intermediate filament; cell projection; cytoplasm
Molecular function (GO): structural constituent of cytoskeleton
Source: RefSeq, a predicted model, not a curated record
AUGGAGAGCCAGAGAGUCCAGUCCUCGUACAGGAAACGCUUCGGGCCUCAAGGCUUGAGCAGCUCGGGGGCGAGAAGCCUUCCUUCCAGCCGCUUCUCCUGGCAUGGCACCCCCCGAAACAUCAGCCACUCCGGCCCCCUGUCCCGGAUCUCCCUGGGCUCUGCCAGCCCGGCCCUGCUGCUGGGGAGCCCUGCGGACCGGCUGGACUUCUCAGCCGACUCCUUGCUCAAGGCCCAGUACAAGGAGACGCGCACCAACGAGAAGAUGGAGAUGAUGGGCCUGAACGACCGCUUCGCCAGCUACAUAGAGAAGGUGCGGCUGCUGGAGCAGCAGAACAAGAUGCUGGUGGCCGAGCUGAACCAGCUGAAGGGGAAGGAGCCCAGCCGGCUGGGAGACAUCUACCAGGAGGAGCUGCGGGAGCUGCGGCGGCAGGUGGACGGCCUCACCAACGGCAAGGCCCGGAUGGAGAUAGAGAGGGACAACCUGGCCUCCGACCUGUUAACGCUGAAGCAGAGACUGCAAGAGGAGAUCAGCCAGCGACAGGAAGCGGAUAACGCCUUGAAUGCCUUCAGACAGGACAUAGACGAGGCAUCUCUCAAUCGCGUCCAGCAGGAGCGGAAGAUCGAAUCUCUGCAGGAUGAAAUAAACUUCCUGAAGAAAAUUCACGAGGAGGAGCUGCAUGAGUCACAGGAACACAUCCUGGCUCAGCAGGUCCAUGUGGACAUGGACGUGUCUAAACCGGACUUAACAGCUGCCCUGAGAGAUAUCAGGGUCCAGUAUGAAAACAUGGCGACUUCAAACAUGCACGAGACGGAAGAAUGGUACCGCUCCAAGUUUGCCGACCUGACAGAUGCAGCCAAUCGAAACGCAGAAGCCCUCCGCCAGGCCAAACAAGAGGCCAAUGAUUACCGCCGUCAGAUCCAAGUGGUGACCUGUGACCUGGAGGCUCUCCGUGGCACAAACGAGUCUCUGGAGCGCCAGCUUCGAGAGAUGGAGGACCGAUGCGCCAUGGAGACGGCCGGCUACCAGGAUACGGUGGGCCGCCUGGAGGAGGAAAUCCAGGCGCUGAAGGAGGAGAUGGCGAGGCAUCUGCAGGAGUACCAGGACCUCCUCAACGUCAAACUGGCUCUGGACAUCGAGAUAGCCACCUACAGGAAACUCCUGGAGGGGGAGGAGAGCAGGAUCACCAUUCCAGUUCAGAGCUUUGCCAACUUGCAGUUUAGAGAAACUAAUCUGGAAACCAAAACCCCCGAGGCCCACGUGAAGAGGAGCAUCCUGGUCCGAACGGUUGAGACAAGGGAUGGAGAGAUCAUCAAGGAAUCAACCACUGAGCACAAAGACCUUCCCUGAAGUUUAAAGACCACACGUCUUGUAUCAUCCUCAGCCGUAGUUUGAGGAUUGUGAAUGCAGAAUGAUUGCAUACUGUUCGUACUUGUGUUUCCAAACCUCUCAGCUGCCCUCAUUCAUCCUGUCAUCCUAUCAAUUAUCUUAUUUUCUUUCAUCAUGCUUCCUAAUCCAGCCCACGGCCUUAACACCCAUCACACGUCCAUCAAAUGUACUUAGAAGUGUAGCCAAAAGCAUCAAUGUCGACAUCACUUUUGUCCCGUCAUAUUAAGUCAACUGUAGCCUACGUCAGUAAAUGAAAAGUUUUUAAUCUAACGUGAGUUUUUUAGCAUUGAAGCAUCCCUUAGUUGCCGUAUAAGAGGCCUUGAAAUGUAGUGAUCGUGUUCUUCUAAUAUGUAGCCAUGUGGAAGUUGAGGUGUGGUUAAGUGUAUGUGAAACUGGCGAAGGACUGACAGGGAGGAAGUUUGCAGAAACUGGAUUUUAGUGAGAAAUGAAGGACAUGUGUACGUGUUGCAGCAUCUUUUGACAGAAUGAUGCAUUUAGGUUUUUUCUUUACCCUUUCUAUGGUGCUGUAUUUCUAGUUCCCUUUUUAUUUUCAUUUGUUUUUUACAGGAGCUUCUUCAUAUUUUUGUAUUUAAAGUCCUGUACAGUAUCUGUAUCAGGAUUCGUCUCGUCUCAGAUAUCACCACCAUCGCUUCUUUUUACUUUAACCUUCAUCUGUUCUUAUAUUCUAUGUUCGCACUAAUAUCUGAGUGUUUUUGCCGCUCAGCAGGAGUGAAUAUAGGGACUAUACCAUGUAUCCCACCCUUUUCUUUGUAAAAGAAAACAAAUAAGAUGUGAAAAAUGACCUCGGCUUUUCUGUAUCCUCGUCCCGAAUCCUUGAAGACUUUCAGAUGAAGACGUAACACGUUUUGGCACCGCAGUGUGUCCGGACGGGCCCGCACAGAGGUGAUACAGUCCGACGGGACCUGGUGGAAGGUGUGGAAACUGACGCAACCUUUGCCCUCCAGCCGCUGGUAGCUUCUCUGCUCCAGAAGCGUCACCCGGCUCCUGCAGUGUUGGCCUGAUAUGAGAAAGAGACGUGCAGACGCAGAGAUCCAGCACUGCCUGCAGUUUUGUUUUUGUUUUUUUUUUAAUCUUCCCAGUUUUCAAGGAGAUGACAUUGGAGUGAGGAAAGAGGCUGGAAGCAGAGACUCAAAUAGUCACCAAAGCCCUGAUUUGAGUUGGGAGCUGUGAUUGAGGCCUGCUGACAGGACCUGCCGCCCGUGACAGCGACGAGCUGGGCAGGUUUGUGCUCGUUACCUGGGAAACCAUGAGGCUCAACACCUGAGACAUCUUGUGACACCUCCGAACUUCCAACCUCUUCAACUUAAUCUUUUGCAGCCCUUCCUCGAAUAACAUAAUAAGGCCCUUUCCUGGAUUCAUAUUUUUUAUUCUUUUUUAUCUUUUUCUUAUUUUUAAAGAAACCUUUGCAGAUGUGACCAUAACAUUAGUUCUGACCAAUGCAAUGGGCUAAAAUGUCAUGUUAACAGCAAU